Messenger RNA from Dicentrarchus labrax (European seabass), 2972 nucleotides. RefSeq names its product uromodulin-like. Gene Ontology annotation, molecular function: calcium ion binding. The transcript has 11 exons. The coding region runs from base 397 to 2532 and encodes 711 amino acids. The record is from RefSeq and is a predicted model, not a curated record. Gene Ontology annotation, biological process: neutrophil migration. Gene Ontology annotation, cellular component: cell surface; apical plasma membrane. NCBI's taxonomy places the organism in Eukaryota, Metazoa, Chordata, Actinopteri, Moronidae.
AGCUAGUGGUCCUAUUAGCUCAGUGAGCUAACAUUAGCUACUGUCAGCUACAAGUCUGUCAGGAAAGUCCAUAAAGCAAAUUAUUGGAUAAUUAAUGUUUUGGUGUACAUUGUUAAAUAGUGGUUCAAUAGUUAAUUUUCAUUUGGACUUUAAAUGAAAUCCAACAGGUUCGGGGUUCAGGGUUCAGAGUUCCUCUGAGCAUACGUUCACUUCUUUACUCUGCUGAACUUUGUAUUUCCUGAUCAGUGAAUAUAAUCAGUAUCAGUGUUUCUAUCUUUGAACCUUUGAUCCUAAUUUAUGGCUUUCUAACAAUAAUUAACACUGAUUCAUGAACCUGCAGCCAUUUCCCAUAAAUGAGUCAGUACAGAGGAAGACGAUACAGUCUGCUGAUUGAAAAUGUUCCACCGGUUCUUCAUUCUGCUUUGGCUGCUCAAGGCUGUCUGUUCAGCUCAAUCCACAGGUGAGUCCACAGGGUCUGUAGCCACCAGCUGUGAGUCCUGUCACCCACUGGCUCGAUGCCACACCUCCCUCCAUGACAACAGUGUGGAGAUUGUGGGCGUGUCCUGCCACUGUGAGGGCGGCAUGGUGGGAGAUGGAUUCACCUGCUACAACAAAACCACCUGCGACGAUGGCUGCUGCAGCCAAGGUUACCGCUGGUCGCCACUGCAGGGCUGUGUGGAUAUCGAUGAGUGUUUGCUGCCCCGUCUUCCCUGUGGUCCCGGCCAGCUCUGUGAAAACACCGGAGGCUCCUUCACCUGCCUGGUGGCGACCCCUGAUCCACAAAGUCAAACGGCUACUAGAACCAAACCCCGGUCGGUGAAGUUUGCCUGCGGCGGCACACAGUGCCCUUUUGGUCAGGACUGCCUCCAGGUGAACGGCACAUCUCAGUGCAUUGACCCAUGUCAGCACUACUCUCCGUUACAAGAUGACUGGCGAGCCACAGAUUUCAGGGUGGACCCAGAGUCUGUGGCCUGCGACAGCCGCACAGAUUGGCAGGGCUGGUACCGUCUGUUCAUCGGUAACAACAGUGUCCAGAUGCCAGAGAGGUGCAUUGAGAGUCACAUGUGUGGGACCGAUGCUCCGCUGUGGCUGCAGAGUCCCCACCCGCUGGACUCGGAGGGCAUCGUACGGGCGAACGUUUGCGGCAGCUGGGAAGGAGAUUGCUGCCAGUUUCAGUCCAACCUGAUCCACGUCAAAGCCUGCCCAAGAAACUACUACGUCUACAAGUUUGUGAGCCCGACUUUGUGUCGACUAGCUUACUGUGCAGAUGUCAACACCGUGGUGUGUAGUACCUGCGCUGAAGGUGAGACCUGUGUGAGCGAUGACAAGAUCAACUGGAGGUGUGGAGAUCCAGACGUUUCAGCCCCUCGGGUGAGGCUGGUAAACGGUAACUCAGAGUGCUCUGGUAGAGUGGAGGUCCUCUAUAACAACCAGUGGGGAACAGUAUGUGAUGAUCUUUGGGAUUUAAACGACGCCCAGGUGGUCUGCAGACAGCUGCGGUGUGGCCCCGCCCAGUUGGCACUUGGUAGCACCAACUUUGGACAGGGUACCGGACCGAUCUGGUUGGACGAUGUUGCCUGUACAGGCAGUGAGUCGGCAUUAUCAGAAUGUGGCCAUCAAGGGUUCGGAACUCAUAACUGCAACCAUGCUGAAGAUGCUGGUGUCGUCUGCUCAGAUGAACUUGGUGGUUUUCCAGAGCCGGAGCUGGAUUGUGGACAGGACCACCUGCGCCUGAUGGUCCAGAAGAGGCUGCUGGAGGAACGAGGGCUGAACGCCUCCUCCGCCCACCUGAUCGACCCACGCUGCCAGCAGCAGGUUGACCACCAGGAGGCGAUGUGGUACCUGGUGGAGCGAAGGAAGAGUGUCUGUGGAAACGUGGUGAAGACUAACGGCACCCACAUUACGUACUCCAACAUUUUGUUCGUGUACCCAUCUGGUCGGACCAACGGCUCGAUCUCUGUCCCGAUGAGCAUCCCUUUCUUCUGCGUCUUCCCACUGGAUGACAUCACCAGCCUCGAUGCUGCCAUCCAAUACCAGCCACUGAGAGGAGCGGUCGGCGUGGUGCGUUCAGGUGACCCCACCAGAGCGCUGAUGACUCUGUACAUGAGGCCAGACUUCAACGAGCCGUUUCCCGCCGGCGCCGUCAGCCUGCCUCUUGGCUCCGCCCUGCACGUCGGCGUCUCCAUGGAGAACUACGACAACAAUGACUUCGUGCUCCUGCUGGAAAACUGCUACGUCACAAACUCCCCCGGAGCCGACGACCCUGUCAGGACCUCUCUGAUCCAGGACAGGUGUCCAGUGGACCGGCACCAUGUGACGGUGGUCGAGAGCGGUCUGUCGCAGCGAGCUCGCUUUUCGGCGCUGCUCUUCCUGUACCAGGGGACCUACGAGGACGUUUAUCUGCACUGCAGGAUCAGCCUGUGUGACCGGGACAGCGCCACCUGCAGCCCUAACUGUUCCAGGCGACGGUCUCGCUCUGCUGCCUCACCCAAUCAGCUUCCUGUCAGUGUUGGUCCAAUCAGCUGGUUCUGAGGAGCUACAACUGUUCAGUUUCUACCUCGUUAGAAACAACCACAGACAAAUCACUGAAUCACAGACAUAACCACCGAAUCACAGACACAAUCACAGACACAGACACAAUCACAGACACAGACACAAUCACUGAAUCACAGACACAAUCACUGAAUCAGACACAAUCACUGAAUCAGACACAAUCACAGACACAAUCACUGAAUCACAGACACAAUCACUGAAUCACAGACAUAACCACCGAAUCACAGACACAAUCACAGACACAGACAUAACCACUGAAUCACAGACACAACCACAGACAAUCGCUGAAUCACAGACGUAAUCACUGACACAACCACAGACACAAUCCCAGACACAUUAACUCAAACAUGCUGAUUAAGAAGAAAAUGUGAAUAUUUGAAUGAUGAUGAAGCUAAAAUAAACAGGAAGCAUGACUAACA